Molecule: messenger RNA, 1119 nt
Organism: Homalodisca vitripennis (glassy-winged sharpshooter)
Lineage: Eukaryota; Metazoa; Arthropoda; Insecta; Hemiptera; Cicadellidae
Exons: 2
Coding region: 45-806 (253 amino acids)
Source: RefSeq, a predicted model, not a curated record
CUGACAGUUCAUUCCUGAAAUUGACAAAUGCAAGGUGACCUAAAAUGAUUUUUCCAGUAAUAGUUCCAGUAGCAAUCGAAAUUAGAAACUAUCAAUUAUUCACAUCAAAUCUGUGCAAAAUAAUAAAAAAAUCCUGCAGUAUUAGUCUCUUGAUCGGUUUUGUAGUGCUCUUUACAAGUCUUAUUGACUUACUGUUUAAAAGUUAUGACAAUGAACUCUCAGCGAUAUACUUGAUGUGUUCGUUUCUGGCAGGGUUUGCCUUGUUUUCAUUCCUAGGAGUGAUGGGAGCUGUGAGGAGAGACAAGUGGAUAAUCUUGGCUGCCUUCGUCACCUGGCUGGGGGUCCUGCUCCAGUGGCUCUGCAUGUGUUGUAUCUUGUUUGCUAUUUGGGACAGCAUCCCGAACAUUUGCAUCAACCGGCGUUGUCCAGACAACUUAUGGAUGAGUGACUUCUACUGGCAAGCUUUCCGACCCACUGAAGAGUCUUCAAGCUUUCACAACUAUACUUCAAACUCCACACAAACAAACAUUGCUCUAAAGAAGAACUCAUGGUACCUCAAUCUCUCCAUCUUGAUUUUCUUGAAUUUCAUGUUUUACUUGUCAAUGCUGGGCAGUAUGCUUUGGAACUACUUCCAGGCCCUCUGUACAUGCAUGGAUGAGAAUCAGCAAACAGUGGAUACUCCAGUUAUGUAUGUUUUGGUCGGACGAGCUUUAGAAGCUUUGGAGGUACCUUCCAAAACAGAGGAGAAGACAAGGACUCCAAAUGUAAAGGCAGUAGAUGAUUCCACAUCAAAGGCACAAGUAUAAACAUAGGAACUGAGGUAAAAGUCAAAGGGUGAUGAAAAGCAAUUUGUUGUAAAAAUAGUCAGUAACAUACUUUUAAGUAGUGAAAUCAGUUUGUUUUGACCUUUUUACCUAAAUUACUUGGAUUUCAAUUAUCUGGAUCAAUUUGAACCUGGAUAUUAAAAUAUACAGUUAGUUAGGUUUCAAUAAAAAAAGGAAAUAUCUCAAGAAAAUAUUUACUCAUAAAAUUAUUUACUGAAUUUAACAAUAAAAACAACUGUUAUAUAAACAAUGAUGUAGCGCUACUGGAAUAUAUAUAUAUAUCGGUCAAAAUAAA